Molecule: messenger RNA, 1213 nt
Organism: Glycine soja
Lineage: Eukaryota; Viridiplantae; Streptophyta; Magnoliopsida; Fabales; Fabaceae
Product: protein HEADING DATE REPRESSOR 1-like
Exons: 3
Coding region: 229-873 (214 amino acids)
Biological process (GO): regulation of flower development
Source: RefSeq, a predicted model, not a curated record
GAAAAAAGCUGAAGCUCAUCGUGAUGGUCCCAUACAAUUAUCAGCAUCUGCGUGUGAGUUGUUAGAGACAAGAAAAACGAGACCUUUAGAUGGUCGGAAGAUCAAAAGGAGAAAGCCAAACAGCACCUCCUCAGCAAAUUAACAUAAAAAACCUCUCUUUCUCUAUUUCUUUUAUUAUUGGGUAUGUCUUGAAGUUCUUCUGAAUUUGAAGCAUAUAUUUGUCCUUGAAUGGAAACACGUGCUGGAAGUGAUAUGAAGAUGGCCAUAGAUGAUGCUUUGAACGCCUUCUCUCCUGUUUCCACCCCCAGGAUUUUCUGGAAAUCACGAAGGAGAUCAGCUAGCGGGAGGAAUUUAGAGGUAUCAGAAGAUACUGCUAAUAAACCACCCAGCAAGCAGGAAGAUACUCCUCCUCCUCCUCCUCCACCUUCUAGUGAGGAGGUGCAGAACACGACUCCGAUUUCUGAGCGCCGAAAGGCCUUGUUUGAACCGUUAGAACCCAUAAUGAAUAUUAAUGGCCGACGACCCUUGGCUGAGUCUUUACUUCCUCCCCCUGACUUUGAGUCUGCAAACUAUCCAAAGGGCUGGUUGAUUGGCAAGAAGAGAAAGCUUGUUAAUGUCGAUGUUGUUGAAAGCAUGCGAAGGAUUGCCAUCCAAGAAAUGAACAGAAAGGACAGGGAAAUUGAUGGGCUAAAUGAACAGCUGGAGGAGGAUUCACGGUGUCUAGAGCACUUGCAACUCCAGCUUGUGGAUGAAAAAAGCAAACGUGCUAGAGUGGAAAGAGAAAAUGCAAUGCUUCAAGAACAAGUGAACAUGCUUAUGAACAUGUUACAAGAAGCAGAACAAAUGGGAGAUGAAGGCCCUGAUGAACCUUAAAGUUUAUUAUUAUACCCAGUGUGUGUGCUUGUGUGUAUUAAAUUCUUUUUGUAGGUUUUGUUCGUCAUGUCUAGUUGGCUGCGCAUGUCGGAUGUCUCUGCAGUUAUUAAUUAGAGUGUGCAUAUAGUAAUAUUUGGGGGGAAAUAGAUCAAACCGCAAUGAGCAAACUAUUCGUUUAUCUCAAAAAAAAAAAAAUUGUAAAUCUUCUGGUGACUGUGUGGUUGUUAAUUUAUUAUAUCUUGUUACUCUUUUAAGCUAUAAAAGAGUAUUGUAAUUUAGAUACUUUCCAAGUUGAUUCAGUGGCUCAGUUAAAUAAAGAUCACAGUCGACAUUAUUUUCA